This is a messenger RNA of Sphenostylis stenocarpa, 708 nucleotides long. The record is from the annotation of a GenBank genome assembly. Lineage: Eukaryota; Viridiplantae; Streptophyta; Magnoliopsida; Fabales; Fabaceae.
AUGGAUUUCACAGAAGACUUCACCUUCUUAUCGGAGCAACACCGCGAGUUCGACGCCGCGGAGGCCAUGGAAUCCGACCUCGACUUCGCCUUCAACCUCCAGUUACAGGAGGCUCUCGAGGCCUCCCUCGCAGUCCAUCCCUCCUCCUCCGCUACCGCCGAGGUGAUCGAACAACCUAUCGUCGACAACGAGGACGUGAAUGCGACGGCGCUGCAGUGCAAGGAGCUGGCGCGCGUGGAGUGCGAAAUGAAGGACAGGGAGCGGAGCGAGAGGGAAAUGCAGAAGAUGAGAGAGGAUUUAACCCGUCGGAUCCACGACUGGAAGGUGGCGAGGGAGAUUUCGAGGAUUUCUGAGGCGGAUUGGCAGGAGUGGGGCGAUAACUUUGAGAAACCGUUCGGCGAGGGCUCAUCUUCGUUGGGGAGGACAAAUGAAGACUUGGUUAGGGUUUACUUCAAGGGUUUGGUGAGCGAGGAAAACACCGAGGGGAAGAGAGUUGUGCUGUCUGGGAUAGGGGUUGCGAUUUGUGACCUUGAUGAUAAUUUGAUAUUUGAGAUUUCUAAGUCGGUGAUUGGGAAUGGCAGUGGCAAGGUCGCUGCGGAGAUUAAGGCGUUCAUUGAAGCCCUCAAUGCGGCCCUUUCUUUGGGCUUGAAGUGCAUCCAUUGCUGUUCCGACUAUUAUACGUUUUUCCAAGUUGUGAGUCCAUGUUAA